Messenger RNA from Phaeoacremonium minimum UCRPA7, 546 nucleotides. Its product is annotated as putative mitochondrial import receptor subunit tom-20 protein. NCBI's taxonomy places the organism in Eukaryota, Fungi, Ascomycota, Sordariomycetes, Togniniales, Togniniaceae. The coding region runs from base 1 to 546 and encodes 181 amino acids. Gene Ontology annotation, biological process: tRNA import into mitochondrion; protein targeting; protein import into mitochondrial matrix. Gene Ontology annotation, molecular function: transmembrane protein transporter activity. The record is from RefSeq and is a predicted model, not a curated record. Gene Ontology annotation, cellular component: mitochondrial outer membrane; mitochondrial outer membrane translocase complex. The transcript has 4 exons.
AUGGCAUCAUCGUCGCAAACCGCCGUCAUUGCUACAGCCACAGUUGCUGCACUGGCAACCGGCCUGGCUGCAUAUGCUGUGUACUUCGACCACCAAAGACGCAAGAAUCCCGAGUUUAGGAGAAACCUAAGACGAAACGAGCGUCGGCAAGCCAAACAAGAGAAGGAGGAGGCCGAGGCAGAUGCUCAGCAGCAGAGGUUAUCCAUCAAGCAUGCUGUGGAUGAGGCCAAGGAGGAGGGAUUCCCUACCAAUGUUGAGGACAAGGAGGCAUAUUUCCUAGACCAGGUCUCCCUAGGAGAGACCCUGGGCGCUGAUCCUACACGGGGUUUGGAAGCAGCACUGGCAUUCUACAAGGCCCUCAAGGUUUAUCCGACCCCUGGAGACCUCAUUGGAAUCUACGACAAGACUGUUUCUAAGCCUAUCCUCGACAUUCUCGCAGAGAUGAUUGCCUACGAUCCGAGCCUGAAGAUUGAGGCGUUCUCUGGGGCCGCUCAGAUGCCUGAGAUGGGAGGAAUGCCUGGCAUGCCGACGGUCGGCCUCGACUAG